AACAUGUACUUUUAAGUUAUCUUACUGUUUAUCAUUUGUUUCUGCAUAUAAAGUUUGUAUUUAUUUUAUAUUCGUUAUAAUCAAAGAAUUAUCGUCGAAUCGUGUUUGAUUAUAUAUUUUCAAUGUGAACUGAGAUUUACAUAGUUUAAUGAAAACAAAAGAAAACAAAAAAAACAAAAAUACCAAAAAGUAAUAAAAGAUUUUUGUUUACUAAUGAAUGUUACAUUAUUUGCAUACGACAAGUUUUAAUUAAAAAAAAAAAUUAAAAAAAAAUAUGUCUAAUAAUCAAGAAAGUGUCAGUAUGUCUAACACAGAGGAACAACGUGAAAAAAUGAAGAAAGAACUUGAAAAAGUGGGAAUGUAUCAGCCAAAUGUUCCUUACGAUUAUAUGAAGCAGGUAUUUGAUGUAUUACAAGAAUCUAGAGAAAUGUCGAAUAAUACGGCAAAUCAAAAGGAUUUGUCACAUUCCAUUAAUGAUAUAACCAAUAAAUCAGACGUAACGAUUAAAGGAGGAGAUUCUAUAUCGGAAACAGAUAAUAACAGAGCUAAACCAAGUUGUUCGUACAAUACACAUUGUAACAAUGUUAAUUCGGAAUCACCUAAACCACGUAACAAGAGAAACAAUAAGAAAAAAUGUACGGACGACAACGAUGGAAGCGACAAUGGAGUCACAAUGGAUAAAAAUAUGAUGUCACGUUUAAGAUCAAAGAACAAUUCACAAUUACAAGAGUGUUGUAAUUUACGCGAAGAUAAUAAAAAAAUGUCAUCCAUACAAAAAGAUUUUCAAUAUCAUAACAAUAGAUGGAAGAUCAAUCCGUUAGAUUCACAAUCUAAUCCGAACGAUGUGUCAUUGCAACAACCAAAACGAUCAUCAGUUCAAGAACGUUUACCUUUCAGACUUUGCAAAGGUACGCACACCGAAGAAGAAUCAAUUAAAAUAAUGAACGACUUGAAUAAUCAUUUGAAAAAUAUGGCGAAUCUGUUAAGUUGCCAUGGUACGACCGAAUUGAAGUUUCAAUGGGGGACACCCAUUCAGGUGUGUAACUCCAAACCUCAUUAUUGCCGUUGACUCGCAUAUACAAAAUUAAUAACUACUAUUUUUCUUUUUUUCACAAUAUGCGUCUAUCCCUUUUUUUUUUUUCUUCUUCUUCUAUUUAAUACAAUUUAAAUCUUGUGUAAUAUGACAUAUCUACCGAAGAUUAUUAUUAUUAUUA
Polistes dominula (European paper wasp) is the source of this 1214-nucleotide messenger RNA. RefSeq names its product beta-mannosidase (gene beta-Man). Gene Ontology annotation, biological process: glycoprotein catabolic process; carbohydrate metabolic process. Lineage: Eukaryota; Metazoa; Arthropoda; Insecta; Hymenoptera; Vespidae. The record is from RefSeq and is a predicted model, not a curated record. Gene Ontology annotation, molecular function: beta-mannosidase activity.